AUGCCCCCUAGGCCAGGAUGCCCCCUAGGCCAGGAUAUGCCCCCCAUAGGCCUGCCCCCCAGGAUAUGCCCCCCUAGGCCAGGAUAUGCCCCCCUAGGCCAGGAUAUGCCCCUAGCAGGAUAUGCCCCCCUAGGCCAGGAUAUACCCCCUAGGCCAGGAUAUACCCCCCUAGGCCAGAUAUGCCCCUUAGGACAGGAUAUGCCCCCUAGGCCAGGAAUAUGCCCCCUAGCCAGGCCAGGAUACCUCCUUAGGACAGGAUAUGCCCCCCUAGGCCAGAUGUACCCCCCUAGGCCAGGAUAUACCUCCUUAGGACAGGAUAUGCCCCCUAGGCAGGAUGACAGGAUAUGCCCCCCUAGGCCAGGAUGUACCCCUAGGCCAGGAUAUACCUCCUUGGACAGGAUAUGCCCCCUAGGCCAGGAUGUACCCCCUAGGCCAGGAUAUUACCUCCUUAGGACAGGAUAUGCCCCCCUAGGCCAGGAUGUACCCCCCUAG
Messenger RNA from Penaeus vannamei (Pacific white shrimp), 492 nucleotides. NCBI's taxonomy places the organism in Eukaryota, Metazoa, Arthropoda, Malacostraca, Decapoda, Penaeidae. The record is from RefSeq and is a predicted model, not a curated record.